This is a messenger RNA of Lycium ferocissimum, 879 nucleotides long. RefSeq lists its product as uncharacterized. The record is from RefSeq and is a predicted model, not a curated record. Bases 1 to 879 code for a protein of 292 amino acids. NCBI's taxonomy places the organism in Eukaryota, Viridiplantae, Streptophyta, Magnoliopsida, Solanales, Solanaceae. The transcript has 3 exons.
AUGAGGAGAGGGAGUAAUAAAAAUGAAGGAACUCAGCAGGAGGUUGAUAAAGAGACAGAAAUAUGGAAAUCAGCACUGGUUGUGUAUGUAAUUGGAGAAACACCUGGGUAUAAUUUCAUGAGAAGAUAUAUUAGUCAGACCUGGAAGGAUGUUGCAGAUCCAGACAUUUUCCUUCAUGAAGAUGGAUAUUACAUUGUGAAAUUUCUGAGCCAAUUUCAUAUGAGACUUGCACUACACGCAGGGCCUUAUACUAUCAAUAAUAGGCAAGUAAUUUUGAAACCCUGGACCCCUGAACUCAACUUCAGUGCAGAGUUUCUCACAGAGAUACCAUUAUGGGUGAAAUUCCCUCAGCUCCCAAUGUCUUUCUGGAGUUGUGAUUCUCUUAGCAGGAUUGCUAGUACUAUUGGUACUCCACUGUUUGCUGAUGAGUGUACCACUAAGAAGACAAGGAUUUCAUUUUCUAGAAUGCUAAUUAAGGUAAAUGUGACUAAACCUUUGCCCACUGAGAUCAUUGUGAUGGAUCCUAGUGGUAAAGAAGUUAAACAGGAUGUGGAUUAUGAUUGGAAGCCCCAGUAUUGUGAAAAGUCACAACAAGAGGUACAACCUAGAAGGAGGAGAAGACCAAGAAGGGUGGUUCAACAAUGGGUUCCAAAUGCAAAUAAGGUUGUAGAUCAGAAUUCUGAGAGCACAGAGCUGGAACCUACUAGGACUUGUACAGGACAAGAAGAGGGACUACCAACUCUGUUUGCUACCAAAGAUACUGAUACUGCUCCUACUAAGACUUGUGCAGUCCAGGAAAAGAGUCAAUUAGCUCAACAACUUAACAAAGGUAAUGAUCCUGUUCCUGCCCUAAAGAAGCCUGCGGGUGCAGUUGAGUAA